AUGCCAUUCAAUCUGCCCAGCAACUUUUGCCCAAAUCCUGAUAUCUUUCUACGAAAAUUCCAAUCAUCUGAACCUGUUGAAUCACCACCUGCACCUGCACCGCCCCGUUACAAUUGGCCAAUCGAGGGAGACGACGUUGACACGCCCGAAAAAACCAUUCGAACAAUCAUUCCCUCGUCAUCACAUACUUUGACUUCAGUAAUCCAACCAGAACCUACUCUUACCCCGGACGCGCGGAUAGUUCGCGAAUUUUUCCAUCAAGCACACCUGGCAACACCUGUAGUACCGGGAGGAUUUGUUCAUACGCCUAUGCAACAAUCGCCAGCUGAAUCCUCGCGACGCGUUAGCGAGAUUCAGAACACCGACGCUAUGACUCAAGAUGAUAUUAUCAAUACCUUGCAGUUGAAGAUAAACCAGUUGCAACAGGAGAAGUCUGAAUGGGAGGCGAAAGCUCAGGCCUCAGCGUUUCACGUCUCGCAAUUGAACGAUCACCCAAUACGGCUCGGAGCGCGGGGUCUAACAACCCUUUCGCUGCGUAUUGGAACCAUGCUACGACGCCGACACCAGCAGGCCCCCGAAAUCAACAAUUAA
Melampsora larici-populina 98AG31 is the source of this 591-nucleotide messenger RNA. RefSeq lists its product as uncharacterized. NCBI's taxonomy places the organism in Eukaryota, Fungi, Basidiomycota, Pucciniomycetes, Pucciniales, Melampsoraceae. The record is from RefSeq and is a predicted model, not a curated record. The transcript is spliced from 2 exons. Bases 1 to 591 code for a protein of 196 amino acids.